This is a messenger RNA of Penicillium paradoxum, 1590 nucleotides long. Its product is annotated as Permease cytosine/purine uracil thiamine allantoin. Bases 1 to 1590 code for a protein of 529 amino acids. Gene Ontology annotation, cellular component: fungal-type vacuole membrane; plasma membrane. Gene Ontology annotation, biological process: transmembrane transport. The transcript has 6 exons. NCBI's taxonomy places the organism in Eukaryota, Fungi, Ascomycota, Eurotiomycetes, Eurotiales, Aspergillaceae. Gene Ontology annotation, molecular function: transmembrane transporter activity. The record is from RefSeq and is a predicted model, not a curated record.
AUGGCUUCAGAACAUGAAAUCACCGCCGUAGCGGCGCACUCGAACAAGGAAUGCUUGACGACAUCUGCGACUGAAACCUCCGGCGCAGCCAACAAGGAUGAGGGAAUCUACGUCGCCGAGACGACCAAUCGCCGCAAUCCCGUCGGAUCGCGAUUGGGCUCUAUUCUCAGAGCCUUCGAGCACCAACUCGUCGAAUAUAAUUUGGAGGCCCGUGGUGUUGAGCGGGUUGCCGUGGAUGAGCGCAUGAAGCGCAACACAUGGAUGACGUAUCUGCAGGUCUUCUUGCUGUGGAUAUCGAUCAAUCUUGCGCCCAAUAACAUCACCCUCGGGAUGUUAGGGCCUGCAGUGUUUGGUCUCAACUUCCUGGACUCUGCGCUUUGUGCUGUUUUUGGUGUCUUGGCUGGUUGCUUGGUCGCCGCUUGGAUGGCUACAUGGGGCCCCAUUUCAGGAAUUCGGACACUGGCGUUCGGAAGAUACUCCAUGGGCUGGUGGCCUAGCAAGAUCAUCGUUCUCUUGAACCUUGUCCAGAUGAUUGGAUAUGGCUUGAUUGAUUGCGUCGUUGGCGGACAGAUCUUGUCGGCUGUCUCCCCCGGCGGCAUGUCCGUGGCUGUUGGCAUCGUGAUCGUCGCAGUCAUCAGCUGGGUGCUGGCUACCUUCGGUAUCCAAGUCUUCCAUUACUAUGAACGAUUCGCCUUUUUGCCCCAAAUUAUCAUAAUCUUCAUUCUAUUCGGAGUAUCAUCCGCGAAAUAUGACUUAUCAUCGGCCUCUGUCGGUGAUACUCGGACAGUUAUUGGCAACAGAAUAUCCUUCUUCUCCAUCUGUCUCAGCGCCGCAGUCACAUAUUCCCCACUAGCAGCCGAUUUCUUCGUCUACUACCCCGAAAACACCUCUCGGGUAAAAAUCUUCUGCCUGUGUCUAGCAGGCCUCAUGACCUCAUUCACUCUGGCCCUAGUCUCCGGUGUGGGAUUGGCCUCUGGCAUCUCUACACACGCAGAAUAUGCCACCGCGUACGCGAAAGGCCAAGGCGCGCUCAUCGUCGAAGGAUUCGGCCCCCUACACGGAUUCGGCAAAUUCUGCUCCGUCGUCUGCGCCCUGGGCCUAAUCGCCAACAAUGUUGCUCCCACUUACUCCGCCGGCAUUGACUUCCAGAUGCUCGGCCGCUACGCGGAGGCAGUACCGCGCGUCAUCUGGAACACCGUUGCCGUAGUCAUCUACACCGUCUGCGCCCUCGUUGGCCGCAGCAACCUCUCCGAGAUCUUCACCAACUUCCUCGCCUUGAUGGGCUACUGGGUCGUCAUGUGGUUCGCCAUCAUCCUCGAAGAGCGUUUCAUCUUCCGCCUGCGCACGGGAUACAACUGGGCGAUCUGGCGAGACCCAUCCAAGCUACCCCUCGGCAUUGCCGCUCUGACUGCCUUCAUCAUUGGCUGGGUAGGCGCCGUUCUGUCUAUGGCUCAGGUGUGGUACAUCGGACCGAUUGCGAAAUUGGUCGGCGACUACGGUGCUGAUAUGGGGAUUUACGUCGGGUUCUCUUGGACUGCGCUUUUCUACCCUCCUCUGAGAUACAUCGAGCUUCGCUUCAUCGGCCGCUAG